This is a messenger RNA of Symbiodinium natans, 4605 nucleotides long. The record is from the annotation of a GenBank genome assembly. NCBI's taxonomy places the organism in Eukaryota, Dinophyceae, Suessiales, Symbiodiniaceae.
AUGGCCAUGGACCUGACUCUACCGUCCUACAUCCCCCAGACCGAGUGCUGCUUCAGCGAGUUGGACCCCACUCUCCCGCUGUGGGUGCUGCCCAUCAGCCUGACUCAGAGCCUCGGAGGGGAGGGGGUGCAAGGGUCCAAGGAGGAUCCGACGUCGGCAGGUUUGGGUCACAAAAUCCGGUCCCCUCCUGGGCUGAAGCUGACCCACGACUUCAAGAUCAAGUUUACAGGAUAUGACCCAGGCAAGCACGCGGAGUUCGAGCUGGUACCGAGGCUGAUCGGAAGAGCUGGCUGCAACAUGGCUUCCAUCAGAACGAAGACCGGCGCCGGCGUGUGCGUUUCUGGGAGGGGCAGUGGCAAAUUGGAGGCUGCAGCACCGAACGGCGAGCUGGUCGAACGGGAUGAGCCGCUGCACAUGGCGGUUUCUUGCCGCUCGAAAGAGAUCCAGCAGGCGGCGAUGGAAGUGGUCUUGUCGCUAUUGGACAACGUCUCGCUCCACUUCCAGCGUUUUUGUCGCAAGAAGCACCUCAAGUGCCCGCCGGAGUUGUACACAGUCGACCCACAGGCUCCGCCUCGUGGACAGGGACGGCAUGCACUUCGCAUUGGUAGCGGUGCGUGCGGCCUCUUGCGGACGUGCGCCCCUCCGCUGAGAAAGGCACAAGACCUAGGCGCCCAAGAGCCUGCAACUUUUGACGCCCUGAAGCCAGCUGAAUUCGAGCAGAUGGGCUGGUCAAAGGCCCGGCGCCUCUUGACCGAGGCCAGGGAGGGGGACCCAAGCACGGAUGCCCGGUCGCCAGAGCCCCGUCCGCCUGAGCCCCAGCGGCGGAGCGACCACGAGGCUAAGGCCGCGGGAUGCGCACCGGAUCCACCAGAAGCUCGCGGACUCAACGUGAGUAAGGUCAUGCCAGGGCCCGCGCCCAAGAAGGCGCCGCUAAACCUCUGGCUCAUGGCGCGGAAUCUUGUUGCCGCCCGCGAGGAAGAGAAGAAAAGGUUGAAGCGGCAAGAGAUGCAGGACCGAGGCUUGGCUGAGAGGCGCGCGAAGGAGGCGGCGAAGGAGGCGGCGAAGGAAGCGCAGCAACGCAAGGAAGGGGGUGACUGGCAGCAGGGAGAAGGCUGGCAGGGAGAUGGAGCUGGGGAGACCUGGCGAGACCGUGACUGGAAGGCGUGGAAGGAGGACUGGGAGGGCUGGAAGGGGUGGACACCGAAGGAUGCGUGGAAAGACUGGAAGGACUGGGCCACGGAAAAGGAGUCGAAGGAGGCGGAGGAGGAGGCCGACUGGAAGGCUUGGCCCCAGAAGGAGGAGCAGAAGCAGAAGGAGGAGAACGCAGAGGAUCAGGAGGAAGGGCCGGGGCCCAACGCGAGUGGCAAGCGGAAGCAGCCGGCAACACCUGUCCCGAAGCUUGCCCCGAAGACGAAAGCAAAGACGAAGAAGCCGUUGCAGCUGCCAAAAGCCCGGCCGAAGGCCUUGCCGAGCAAGGCAGAGCCAAGGUCAGCCGCUGUGAAAGCCGAGGAGCAGGAACCCGACUCUGUUUGGGGUCUCCUCGAGGCUCCUCCAUGUAAGGAGGCCGCCAAGGAGGAGGAGCCGGCAGAUGAGGAGGAGCUCGCACGACAGCAGGGCAUAGAGGAGGCUCGGCAGCAGGGCAUGGAGGACGAGGCCAGAGCGCAAGAGCAAGCGGAGGAGCAAGGACGUCGUGUAGAGCAAUCAACGCAGGUGGGGGAGGCGGUGGUGCCCAAAGAGGAGGAGGUCGCAGAGGGAGGCCCCGCGCCGGCGGAGUCCCCGCAUGCUGCCUCGACCAAGGAAGAGGAGCCUCAGGAAGCGGAGCCGAGCACAGAGCAAGCGGCUGAGAAGUCCAGCGAGGGCGCCAGCUGCAAGGAGUCCGAGAAGAAUCCUGGCCCAGUAGCGGAGCAGUCCCCGGAUGUGCCGAAGUCGAAGGAGGAGGACGCGCAAUCCAACGCCGACGACGACUGGGGCGACUGGACCCAGGAGGGGUUCUCUGGCGUCUCGGUGGCCAAGCCUUCCGUCCCAGAAGGCUUCACUGACGUCGAUUGGCGCUGUCGUCUCUGCAAAGCCAUGCAGAACGCCGACCGCAGCACCUGCCGGGACUGUGGUGCCGUGCGAUUUGCAGGACUCGAUCCGUCCCGCGCCCUGGACCAGCAGCGCAAGCCACUGGGCCGCUCGGAGACCCCGAGCCCGUCCCCAGCAAGGUCGCGCUGGAGUGAUCCUCCCGACCUCUGGCUGGCGAGGAUUCUGAACGUUCCUGAGAACUACGACGAGCCCAUGGUCCGUGAGCUGCUCAAGGAGUAUGGUUUGUCGCCGGACCAGUCGCUGAAGCUCGCCGAGCCAUCCCGCGCAGAUAUCCCGAAGACCUCUUCGGUGAUACUCCGCUUCAACGACGAGCAGGCAUCGCGGACUGCGGCGGACGCCCUGAGAGGCCGCGCGGUGUCCGACGGCUACGAUCAGAUCUUCCAUCUUCAGGUGGAGCUGCGUGCCAGCCACACCCGCCAGGUCGCGCUGCUUCCCACCGCCUAUGUGGCCGACAUCCCCAUCGGGUGGAGGGACCAGGACCUCUACCGCCUGCAUGAGGACCAUGGCUUAGACUCGCGCACCAUCGUCGGGACCAAGUGGCAGGAGUCGAAGGCCAGCAAGACCAGGCUGUGCUUCGUGCGCUACCGGGACGAGAGGGAUGUUGAUGCAGCUGUGCGGCGCCUGAACAUGGUCAGCGUGCCUUCCCCGACCGAUGGGCGGAAGCGGAAGUUGACGUUCAAGAUAGCCAAGCCUGCCUCGUGGCACAGGCAGGUGCAAUACAAGCCCUGUGUGGCCUCUCCGCCGGUGUCGGUCCCCGGCUCGGAACCGUCUUUCGUUCCACCCCCCACGGAGCAGUCUCGAUACCAAGAGAUCAUUACAGCCGAAGGGUACUUGCUGGUGCUUUGCGUCGGCUGUGCUUACAGCAGCCCCAGACAAGCUUUGGCAACUGGCUUGCUGGUUGCGCAAGAAGACGAGGAAGAGCAAGAUGUGAAGCAGCUGAGGCCGCUGGAGGAGGAGAGUCUUGCUUGGCAUUCUAAGGGCAGAGGAGCGGAUCACCCGUGCAUUCCCGUUUGGGGAGGCCAGCUUGUCGACCCCUAUGACAAGAAUGAGAUGAUGAUGGUGGUGGUGAUGAUGAUCAUGAGUUUUGUGAGCUAUCGCUGGGGAAUCCUCCAGACGCUGACGCCGGAAGAAGGGAAAGGUGGCGAGGUGUACCUCAACCUCCGGGAGCUCGUGGUGCGCACGGCCCAGCAGGGAGACAACCUCCUGGUCUGCAUCGUGCCAGCCCAGGUCUUCUAUGCCCCAAACAGGCUCGGCGUGCACCUUUCGAACGAAGUGCCUUCCGAUGACCUCAAGGCCUUAGCCUUCGUUGAACUGUGGGUCCUAGGCCCCUCAGAGGUUGGCUUGGGUGACGGAGCCACCACCAUGGCAGAGAUUCUCGAGCAGUGCCACGAGCAGGCGCAUGAAGCGAGUUUGCUGCGAGGGGUGAGGGUGCUCGAGGCUGAUCUGACGGUGGGCCAAGCCGGCUUGGAGGAUGGCGAUGAGUUGUUUCUUGUUCGGUCUGACCCUUUUGUCGAAAUGCAGAGCUGGAAAGGUGAGGAGACAGGGAUGGAUCUCUAUGUUCGCAUCCCUGGUGAAAGCGUGGAAGUCAAUGCGUUCCAAGGUUGCAGAUCAUUGGUGAAGGUUCGAAUUGGAGACUCGGUGACGAGCAUCGGCCCUGCUGCUUUCGCACAAUGCGCUUCGUUGAAAGAAGUCCAUAUUGCCAGCUCUGUGACCACGAUCGCAAGUUCCGCAUUCAGGGGAUGCACCUCCUUGAGAGAAGUUCGGAUCCCCAGCUCUGUUACCAGCAUCGGAGCUGAUGCGUUUCGCGGCUGCACCUCCCUGGCAGAAGUGCUCAUCCCCAACUCUGUGACAUGCAUCGAGUCUGGUGCUUUCGGAUGCUGCACAUCCUUGACAGAAGUGCAGAUCCCCAACUCUGUGACAACGGUUGGGAGAGCGACUUUCAGCUAUUGCAGCUCCUUGACGGAAGUGCAGCUUCCCCAUUCCAUAACCAGCAUCGAAGACGGGGCUUUCAAGGGCUGCACCUCCUUGACACAGGUGCCAAUCACCAGCUCGGUGGCCUUCAUCGGAGCGGGUGCCUUCGAUGGCUGCACCUCCCUGAAGGAGUUGCAGAUCCCCAGUUCCGUCGCUUUGCUUGGAGUUCAAACUUUCGCAGCCUGCACCUCCCUGAGGGAGGUGGCUAUUCCGAACUCCGUGACCAGCAUUGGAGCUGGUGCUUUCGCAGGCUGCGUGUCCUUGAGUCAUUUGCGGAUCCCAGAUUCUGUAGCCAGCAUUGAGGGCGCUGCCUUUCGCGGUUGCACGUCCCUCAGAGAAGUGCACAUCCCUGACUCUGUGACCAAGAUCGGAGACAUGGCCUUUUGCGACUGCAGCAGCUUGAGAGAAGUUGACAUUCCCAGCUCAGUGGCCAAGAUCGGAUCGAGGGCCUUCCAAUACUGCAGCUCCUUGAGGGAAGUGCGUGUACCUGACUCUGUGACCGUCGGAGACGCUGCCUUCUAUGGCUGCUCCCUGAAAGAAGUGCCCUAA